Molecule: messenger RNA, 370 nt
Organism: Ruditapes philippinarum (Manila clam)
Lineage: Eukaryota; Metazoa; Mollusca; Bivalvia; Venerida; Veneridae
Product: RNA-binding protein RO60-like
Exons: 3
Coding region: 1-294 (97 amino acids)
Cellular component (GO): ribonucleoprotein complex
Molecular function (GO): RNA binding
Source: RefSeq, a predicted model, not a curated record
AUGCCAUAUGUCAAUGGACUUCGGGAAAAAUUGAGACGCAAUCGAAAUGAAAAAUACGAUGUGUUUGUUUACUACACAGAUAGUGAAACUUGUGGUGGGAAUGUACAUCCGUAUGAAGCCCUCAUAAAAUACAGAGAAUACUUUGGGAAUUCAGAAGUUAGAUUGGUUGUAUGUGCAAUGAAUGCUACAGAUCUCACUUUAUCAGAUCAGGGGGAUCCUUUAGUGUUGGAUAUUGUCGGGGUUGACGCCAACGCCCCAUGGAUCAUAUCGGAAUUCACAAAAGGACAUAUAUAAGACAAAAACACAUCAUAAAUCAUGGUCUUCUUGUAUCAUAUACUGUAUAUAUUUUUACAUUACUUUCAUUGAUUGU